AUGGCUGACACUGAAGAGAACCGUGAGCGUCAGCUCAAUGAAAUCACGCUGCUCGAGACUAUGUACCCAGAAGAAAUACGCAUCAUCAAAAACCCGCAAGGGCCUGACGAGGACUUUGAACUCGAAAUUCAGCUAGACACCGCCCACAGUCUGUCCUUCGUACUCCCAUGGCUCUAUCCAACGUCAUCGCCGCCACACGUCUUCGUUUCCUUCGGACCCGGGGUCCAGAAUGACGAUCGAAAGCAGCUGCGCGCGCGCCUGCGUGAGAUUGUCGAUCGGCAAGUUCCAGGGAUCGAGUGUGUGGACCUGAUCGUUGGCGAUUUCAAGCAAGCCCUUGAAGAUUUUGAGUCCGAUCGUCAGGCCCAGGCGGCCCAACAUGCGGCUCCCCGGCCCACGCAUAAAACAGAAGAGGCCGAAGGGCUAAGGGUGGUCUUGUGGAUGCAUCAUCUGCUCGCUACUAGUAAGCGCCGCGCGAUCGUGCAACUGUCGAAAGAGUUAUCACUUGCUGGUUACUCGAAGCCUGGUUACCCAGGGAGCGUAUACGUAGAAGGAGAAGCGAGCAACGUCAGAUCCUUUGUAGAUGAACUCAAGUCGAUGCGGUGGCAAGCCAUCCAGGAGCGGGCGUCAGAGGUGACUCCUGUGCCUGCGUUAACCCUGAUAUCUUCCGGGCAAAUCGGCGUUGAAGAAGUCCAAGGCCUUGGCGAUAUUGUCGAAAACCUCAAGUCCAGAGGCGAUAGGGGACCAGAAGUGGCGACUUUCUACGUUGAGGGCAUGAGGAUCAAAUGAGGCAUAUGACCAAAAGCUGCCCAAAGAAGUUAAACAAGGUAAUCGAGGCGAACCGCCGCCAUCAGCCAUAAGAUACACCUAUAGAC
Molecule: messenger RNA, 872 nt
Organism: Aplosporella prunicola CBS 121167
Lineage: Eukaryota; Fungi; Ascomycota; Dothideomycetes; Botryosphaeriales; Aplosporellaceae
Exons: 2
Coding region: 1-786 (261 amino acids)
Molecular function (GO): protein binding
Source: RefSeq, a predicted model, not a curated record